Messenger RNA from Gopherus flavomarginatus (Mexican gopher tortoise), 1211 nucleotides. RefSeq names its product nudix hydrolase 8 (gene NUDT8). Lineage: Eukaryota; Metazoa; Chordata; Testudines; Testudinidae. Gene Ontology annotation, molecular function: coenzyme A diphosphatase activity. The record is from RefSeq and is a predicted model, not a curated record. The transcript has 6 exons. Bases 1 to 882 code for a protein of 293 amino acids.
AUGGACAACGAGCAGGAGCCAGUCCAGAAGGGUCGGGAGGCGGGGCUUAUUCCGCCAUGUUGUUCCGGGGCGGAAGGCGCCGGGGGCGGUCCGUUAAUGGGCGGAGAGGCUGGCGCAGGGGCCAUCUUUGUUGAGGGCAAGGCGGGCGGUUUGACCCCGCUGUGUCCGAGGAGCUGCCCGGGUGUGAUGUUCCCUGCCCUGUACCAUCUCCGCCUGGGCGCCUGCCCCACACCCGGUGCCACGAGGGCAGCUGGCUCUGCACGGGGGUACCUGUCCCAGGAGAACGAGCAGCGGUGCCGAGGGCUGCUGGAAGCCUCCACCAGACGUUACCGGCAGGAGGCGCUGGCAGCGGCUGUGCUGGUGACACUGUGUUCUGUGGGCGGGUAUCCUGCGCUGCUCUACACACUGCGCUCCAGCACGCUGACGGGCCAGCACAAGGGAGAUGUCAGUUUCCCAGGCGGCAAGCGCGACAGCGCCGACCAGGAUGUGAUCGCCACAGCGCUGAGGGAGACGCAGGAAGAGCUGGGCCUGCACCUGGGGGCUGAGAGCGUUUGGGGGGUCAUGAGACCCCUACCCACCGGGAGGGGACUGACUGUUGCUCCGGUCCUGGCACAUCUGGGCCCCUUGGAGUGUGUGUGUCUGAGCCCCAACCCACAGGAGGUGGAGGAUGUUUUCACCAUCCCCCUGUCUCACCUGCUGCAGGCCCAGAACCACGGUUACACCCACUUCUGCAACCAGGGCCGCUACAGCUACACGCUGCCCGUCUUCCUCAACGGCCGCUACCGGGUGUGGGGGCUGACAGCCAUCAUCACGGACCUCACGUUGGAGCUGCUGGCACCCAGCGCCUACCGCCGGAGAACACGCCCACCCAGCCCCCGCUGAGUCCCCAGCCCACCUGCGCUAUGGCCUGCCCUGGCCCUGCCAACUGGCCAAGGUCUCCCUGAAGGCAGAGAGAGUCAGUGGGACAGCGUGGGCGAGUGUCCCCCCUCCUCACGGGCAGGAAGAAGAAGGGGGGCAUGCUGGGCGUGCCCCUCCCAGAGGCAUGGGACAGAACUGAGGGGGUGACCCCAGGAGGGAAUCCCCAACCCGUGAUAACACUGGGGGGAGUUCCAUGGUGGCGGGAGGGGGGAUGCUGCUGAGACCUGCGUGAGCCGUGAUGCUGGCGCCUGCUGUAUUUCAUGUGGGGCCCAAGCAUAAACAAAUCUCCCUGA